AUGGACUUCUUAGACUUCCCAGCUCUUGUGGCAACAGAAGAACCUGCUGCUUUACCGCAACCAGCAUCGCGUCUUUCAUUAGAAACUUUGGGUAUACAGGGAGAUCAAGAAGAACAAACCUUUGUAUUACCAUCAAUUGAUAAUGAUGAGGCAGAAUUCAGUGAUCUACAUAGCAAGAUGAAACACUUCGCUAGUGUUUCACUUCAAGAAUUGAAGCAUGACUCUUUGGAAGAUAAAUCUAACAAAACCAGCACAUCUGCAAUUCUUGCCAAUAUUGAAAAGCCAGUAUCAACCAACCAGUUACUUUCCAAAAAGAUCAAUGAUAUUGUAAAUUCUUCAAACUACUCUAGUUUUUCCUCUGAUUCUGAAGUAAGACAUGCUCUUCAAAUACUUGAAAAGAACCAUUCGAAUAUAGCUGUUCAAUAUGAUCAACUAGUUGCAUCAGAUUUCGUUGGUGUUCUUCACAGAAAAUCAUUACGUUCGAAACUCGAGAACUCAAUGCUCAACUCACAUUCUGAAAUCUUGAGCAACUUUCAUUUUGUGGCCAGAAGAAUAAAAAGGUUAUCGGAGCCUUUGGAAAGAAUUAACAAAGCCAUGGAACACAUUAAUGAAGCUGAUACACCGAAAGUUUUUGAGUUUGAUCAGAUUAGAGAAAAGCUGGAGAAACUCAAGGCUAGACGAGAAGUGGUAGUCAAGUUACGGGACUCAUUAACCCUUAAUCAAUUGGAAUUGGAUAACUUACAAAACGGUAAUAUAGAUGAGUCUUUCUUCAAAAUACUAGACAAGAUCAAUUUUAUUAAGGAAAAGGCAACUUAUCUUCUUUCAGAUGAAAAAACAACAGCGGCUGGUACUUCGUUGCUAAAAUCCAUGAAUAAUUAUCUCAUGAUAUCCAAUAAAAGAAUGUACAACUAUCUCCUCAAUUUCAUCGAUGAGUAUGAUACUUUAUCGAGACAGUACGGCGAGCGUACAAUUGGUGACGAGGCUCUUUCCAAGUUCCAAACAAGUCUUGUUCAUUUAUCUAGUGAUGUUCAGUUUCUUCAAGACUUUUUGAGUCGUAUAUCUACCUUAAGAUCAAAGAGAUUAUUGGACGAUUUCCUUUCUCAAUUUGACAUUGACAAUAAGAAAUUAGAAAGACCAAUUAUUCUUUCUGCUCAUGAUCCCGUGAGAUAUCUUGGUGAUGUGCUUGCAUACCUACAUUCAAUGAUUGUGAAUGAAUUAGAAUUUCUAAAGUCUAUAUUCAAACUCAACCCAGAACUUAUAACCUCUGAUUCAAUCCUAAAGGAUAAUAUGGAGUACGUGCAAGAUUUGCAUCUAAAACUAUUGAAUAAAAUAUUUGCUUCCUUAUCUAAUACUGUUAGAAUAAGGCUAGAACAAAUUGUAAGGUUCGAAAAUGAUCCUCUCUUAAACUUAGACAUUGUUCAGUGCUUAAGCCUUUACCAAAUGAUGUUCACAAGAAGCGGUAUCAGCGAAUCAAGUAUACUAAUAACCAGCAUACAUGACCUCGAAAACUUGGCUAGAUCCAAAGUCAUCACCACUCUUUCCACAUAUUUGAACGACUUAAAUAAAGACCAAAUGGUUCCAAAUGAUUUGCUACCUCCUGACUGGUUUUCUGACUAUUUGUCAAAACUUUCCCAGAUUAUGUCAAAAAUAGAUCAACAAAAUGAAACAAAAAUUUUAACCAAGGACUUUUACGAUAAACUAAUUGUAGAACCUGUUGACCAGAUGCUCACUAAAACUAUUCAUGAUUGGUUUCCGAAUUCCAAAAAGGAUAAAUCAGAGAAAAUCAAUAUGUUAAUAGCACAGAUCAACAGUCUUGACCUUAUUAAAUCAAAGAUAGGUGCUUUCCACAAUACUUUAUUCGCAGAUGGAUAUGGGGCAAAUGUAUAUGAUAAAAUAAACUCACAAUACACCUCGUUCGCCUCUAAGUUAAAGGAUUUAAUGAUGACAUAUCUACUUGAUUCAACUGGGAUGGAGAUUUAUUACAAUCUAUUUAACAUGAUCUUUCCUAUUGUAUCUGUCCAAGAUGAGUUGGAUCAUGAAAUGUAUCUUUCUGCCAUAGAGAACCCAAUCAUGAAAUUACCUACAGUGAGCGAGAACGUACACCAUAAACUUAACGAAUAUAUACCAUUUGCAUUAACAGAUUUCCAGGAUGCAAAACUUUACAACUUAAUGCCACCAUCCAUCGAAGAGGACAUUGUUUCUAGUUGCUUUGACACAUUUAUUAAAUUCUACAUCAUUUUUAAGAGUGUGCUGUUUAAACUCUAUCCAGAUCGUGUAGAAGAUGUUUCUACAACCUUGAACUUUUCAGGAGAUGAAGUGGCUACUUUAUUGGCGGUAAAAGAAGAAUGA
Molecule: messenger RNA, 2349 nt
Organism: Kluyveromyces marxianus DMKU3-1042
Lineage: Eukaryota; Fungi; Ascomycota; Saccharomycetes; Saccharomycetales; Saccharomycetaceae
Gene: COG6
Product: Golgi transport complex subunit COG6
Exons: 1
Coding region: 1-2349 (782 amino acids)
Biological process (GO): intra-Golgi vesicle-mediated transport
Cellular component (GO): COG complex
Source: RefSeq, a predicted model, not a curated record